Syzygium oleosum is the source of this 1766-nucleotide messenger RNA. Its product is annotated as cytochrome P450 734A1-like. The coding region runs from base 79 to 1578 and encodes 499 amino acids. The record is from RefSeq and is a predicted model, not a curated record. Lineage: Eukaryota; Viridiplantae; Streptophyta; Magnoliopsida; Myrtales; Myrtaceae. The transcript is spliced from 4 exons. Gene Ontology annotation, molecular function: heme binding; monooxygenase activity; iron ion binding.
CUUGCUCAACUCCUCCAGACCAAAUAUUUCUAACUCCUCGCGAACUUCCUCGUUCUCCACCCCCUUUCCCCUCCAACCAUGCUACCGCUUCUCGUUCCAGUCCUCUUGCUAAUCCUCAUCCUCCUCUCAAAAUUCACGUACUCCAAUCUAUGUAUCCCGCUAAAGCUACAGCGCCACUUCACGGAGCAAGGCGUCCGGGGCCCCGGCUACCGUCCUAUCAUUGGCAACACGGCAGAGAUCAAUCGCCUAUUCGCGGAGGCUCAGUCAAAGUCCAUGCCGUUUGACCACAGGAUCCUCCACAGGGUGGUUCCUUUCUACUACCACUGGUCCCUCAAGUAUGGGAAGACUUUUGUUUAUUGGUUCGGGUCGACGCCCAGAUUGGCCAUCUCUGAUCCGGACAUGAUCAAGGAGGUCCUGAUGAAUACGGGUGGGUCGUACGACCAAAUCGAGUUCAACCCGCAGGCCCGGGAGCUGUUCGGGCAAGGCCUCGUUGGGCUGGUGGGCGAGAAGUGGGCCAUUCACCGGCGGAUUGCUAACCAGGCCUUCACUAUGGAGAGAGUCAAGGGUUGGAUCCCGGAGAUCGUGGCGAGUACGGCCAAGAUGCUGGACAUGUGGGAGAAGACACGAGGAGGAAGAGAGGAAUUCGAGGUGGAGGUGCUGAAGGAGUUCCACAGACUCUCGGCCGACAUCAUCUCGAGGACUGCUUUCGGAAGCAGCUUCGAAGAGGGCAAGCGCAUAUUCGCCUUGCAGGAGCAGCAGAUGCACCUCUUCACUCAAGCCCACCAGAACAUUUACAUUCCUGGCUUCAGGUUCCUACCGACUCAGAAGAAUAGGGAGAGAUGGAGACUAGAGAAGGAAACCCGCCACUCGGUCCGGAAGCUGAUCGAGAACAACUUGAAAUCGAGAGAGAAUUUGUCCAAUUUUCUCGCUCUCCUAACAUCAUCCUACGGAGAAGAAAGAUUAGGAGUGGAGGAAGUUAUAGACGAAUGCAAGACUUUUUACUUUGCGGGAAAAGAAACGACCGCCAUGCUCCUCACUUGGGCGCUUCUCCUUCUGGCGAAGCACCAGGAAUGGCAGGAUGAGGCCCGGGAAGAAGUGAUCCAUGUCUGCGCGAAAACCGGGCUUCCAGCUGCGGAAAAUCUGAACAAGCUCAAGAUUGUAACGAUGGUAUUGAAUGAAACACUCAGACUGUACCCUCCUGCUGUGAUGGUGACGAGGCAAACCUGUAAAGAUGUGCAGCUAGGGGGCCUUCAAAUUCCAGCAGAAACAGAGCUCUACUUGGCCUUCAUUGCUGUGCAUCACGACCCCGAGAUAUGGGGCGAAGAUGCGGAUGAGUUCAACCCGGCGAGAUUCACAAAGCCCCGAAAGCACCUGGCCUCAUUCCUCUCGUUUGGCCUCGGCCCCAAAAUCUGCGCGGGCCAGAACUUGGCCAUGGUCCAGGCCAAGGUUGUUCUGGCCAUGCUGGUCAGGCGAUUUGCUUUCGAGGUGUCGCCUUCUUAUGUUCAUGCUCCGACGCUUCAUGUGACCACGCAGCCUCAGUAUGGAGCGCCACUCAUCUUUAGGAGGACUCAUAUUUGAUUCUGGUUCAUUUUUCUUCCUUUUGUUUGUGGACUUCUGUUUGUCACAUGGUCGCAUAGUGUGAGGGAAGACAAUUUCAUGGUUUUUGGAUAGUAGAAACUUUAUACCGUGUCUGUAUCGUAAAAAUAACGUGCUGAAAUUUGGUAGAGCUUUGUAACUCCUUCGUUCUAAGUCAAGCACGUUUUUUU